CCUAUUAUAUCAUUCCACCUAUCAAACCGGCGCAACCGCAACAAUAUAAACCGGUUUGAAAACGUUGGUAGACUUCCAUCUCCAUAUUUCAUUUCCGUGUUCCGGCGCUAAAAUUUCAAAGAGAUGAAUUGUCGUUUCGCUCCUGAACUGGAAUCGUUUCCCCGAGAUUUUGCCAUUCGGAUUUCGUCGGAGGGGGGGGGGGGGGGGGGGGGGGGGGGGGGGGAGAGAGAGAGAGAGAGAGAGUCGAGCUAAGGGUUUUCGGUUCGCAGGCCGAGAGGGGAAAGCAGGGAGCAAGGCCGCGGCGUCCUCCAGCUCUGUUGCGAAGAAGCAGCGAAAUUGAUCUGGAAGAGGAGAGAGAGAAAGAAAUAAGAAAAAUCGAAAUCUCUGAUACCGCCAUCAUCGCUUGUUAUAGCUGGCAUUCUGUUCCCUCUUCGCCGUCGAUAGAGAAAGGAAGGCAGCGAAUUGGGAAGAGGUCGGAGACAACGAAGGGCCAAUCGUUACUUCAUUUCCCCCCUGCGGCAGCGACCAGCGAGGCUGGUUUCAAUUGCUCAUUUCUCCGUCAAUUCCAUCGUCGUCGAGUUUUCCUGCUUACUGAAAGAACAGUAGCGAAAGCCAUUAGUCAAAGGAGGGGGCGGGUAGACGGCAAUUGAGAUAUCGGAGAUCAGAUCGCGGUGGUUAAGUUUGGAACUUGGUAGUUGGGUCAGUGCAGCCCGCUGUACUCCGACAUGCUGCUUUCCUAUCAUCGAUCGUCGUCCUUCUUCCUUCAUUGUGGGAUAAUUUGUGUGAGUUUUUCAUGAUAAGCCCUCGGAUUGGUCCGCUUUGAUUAUCUCUACUCUUAGUGUAGGAUUGAAGGCUCUCUUUGUAUUCGGUAUCUAAUCCAUUGUGCUUGGGGAACCUUUUUUCAGAUCUAGAUUUCGUUAUAUGCUAUGGAUACGAGUCCUUCCCGUACCUCUCUCGAUCCAGUGGUUGUUUGAAUCUAGACGAGUUUAAGCAGCUUGUUCAUUAAGUGCUGCUGUCGCUCCAGAAUGACUAUGGGUCAUCUCGCAGAAACUGGUUCACUUCAGAAUGAAGUCAGCAGUGCCCUUCACAAGCCUACAAAGGGUACUUUCGCCUGCAUGAUUAAUUCUGAAAUAGGUGCAAUUUUGGCUGUGAUGAGGAGGAAUGUGAGGUGGGGUGUUCAGUAUAUGGCAGAUGAUGAUCAGCUGGAGCAUAAUCUUAUACAUUCCUUGAAAGAAUUAAGGAAACAGGUCUUUACAUGGCAGCAAGAAUGGCAUCAAAUCGACCCGGCUAUAUACCUCAGUCCGUUUUUGAAUGUAAUUAGAUCUAUGGAAACUGGUGCACCAAUCACGGGAGUUGCUUUGUCUUCUGUGUAUAAGAUACUGACACUUGAUGUACUUUCUGUGAACACGGUGAAUGUGGGAGAGGCUAUGCGACUGAUUGUUGAUGCUGUUACAAGCUGUAAAUUUGAGGUUACUGAUCCUGCCUCCGAAGAAGUAGUGUUAAUGAAGAUUCUUCAGGUCCUGUUAGCCUGCAUGAAAAGUAAAGCCUCAUCUAAGUUGAGCAAUCAACGUGUGAUUAAUAUAAUAAAUACUUGCUUCCGCGUGGUACAUGAAGCUAGCUCUAAAGGAGAAUUGUUGCAGAGGAUAUCUCGUCACACAAUGCAUGAAUUGGUUAGAUGUAUUUUCUCACGCCUACCCUCUCUCAAGAUUGAAAAGCUAGACAAUGGAAGCUCAAGUGUUGGAACAGAGGAACUCGAGGAGUGUAGUUUUGGAGGUGCACAAGCAGAAAAUGGUCCUAUGAGGGGUGGAAAUGACGGCCCUACUUCAACAAGUGAUUCGUCAAGUGAUCUCACAAGUGGAUUAAGACAUGCGAAGGAUUUGAAUGAUUUUGUUAUUACUAGUGAGGUGGAAGCUCAAAGUAACACUGAGAAAGAUAUGGCAGAGCCAUUUGGAGCUGGCUGCAUGGUUGAUAUAUUUCAGUUCCUAUGCUCUCUUUUGAAUGUUGUCGAGCACAUAGAAAUUGGUCCUAGAUCAAAUCCCGUUGCAUAUGAUGAAGAUGUUCCGUUGUUUGCUUUGGGUUUGAUCAACUCGGCUAUUGAACUGGGGGGUCCCUCAUUCAGAGAACACCCUGAAUUGAUAUCCUCGAUUCAAGACGAUUUGUUUUGCAAUUUGACGCAGUAUGGUUUGUCGAUGAGCCCGCUGAUUCUUUCGACAGUAUGUAGCAUUGUUCUCAAUCUUUAUCAUCAUUUACGUGCGGAGCUGAAGGUACAGUUGGAAGCAUUCUUUUCAUGUGUACUUUUGCGAGUUGCUCAGGGCAAGCACGGGUCCUCAUAUCAAUUACAGGAAGUUGCAAUGGAGGCUCUGGUUGAUCUGUGCAGGCAACCAACAUUCAUGACUGAAAUGUAUGCUAAUUUUGAUUGUGACAUAGCAUGCAGCAACGUUUUUGAAGACAUAGCUAACCUGCUGUCCAAGAGCUCUUUUCCAGUAAAUGGUCCAUUGUCUGCUAUGCAUGUUGUUGCAUUAGAUGGCAUGACAUCAAUGAUUCAGGGUAUAGCUGAUAGGUUGGGCAGCGAUAUGUCUGUUUCCGAAGUGGCUGCUACAGAAGAUGACAAAAGAUUCAAGGCAUUUUGGACAAUAAAAUGUGAGAAUUUCGCUGAUCCUAAUGUUUGGAUUCCCUUUGUUCAGAAGAUGAGAAACAUUAAGCAAAGACUGAUGGUUGGAGCCAAUCAAUUUAAUCAGAAUCCGAAGAAAGGAUUAGAUUUUCUUCAACAAACAUAUCUUUUACCUGAUAAACUUGACCCCCAAAGCGUGGCAUCUCUCUUUAGGUAUACUUCUUGUUUGGAUAAGACACUUAUUGGAGAUUUUCUAGGAAAUCAUGAUGAAUUUUGUAUUCAUGUGCUUCAUGAGUUUGCUAGAACCUUUGAUUUUGAAGGGAUGAAUCUAGAUACAGCAUUGCGCCUCUUCCUGGGAACUUUCCGGUUGCCUGGGGAAUCACAAAAAAUACAGAGGGUGCUGGAAGCAUUUGCUGAGAGAUACUAUGAACAGUCCCCUGACAUAUUAGCCAACAAGGAUGCUGCUCUAUUGCUCUCUUAUUCACUUAUCAUGUUGAAUACUGAUCAACACAAUGUGCAGGUUAAGAAAAAAAUGACAAAAGAAGACUUUGUUCGCAAUAAUCGCCAUAUUAAUGAUGGAAAAGACCUUCCCAGGGAGUACCUUCUAGAGCUUUACGGCUCAAUAUGUGAGAAUGAAAUUCAGUUGAUUCCUGAGCAAGUUGCUGGUUUUCCUCUGAUGACAGCUGGGUGCUGGGUUAAUGUAGUCCACAAAUCUAAAAUUGUCAACCCUUUUAUCGUUUGUGAUUCUGGAACCCUCCUUGACCAUGAUAUGUUUGCCAUUUUGUCUCGCCCAACAGUUGCUGCUCUCUCUGUAGUUUUUGAUCAGUCAGACCAAGAAGAGGUUUUGCAGAUGUGUAUCAAUGGAUUCCUGGCUAUUGCUAAAAUUUCUGCUCAUUAUCAUCUACUUGAACUGCUGGAUGAUCUCAUCGUGUCCCUCUGCAAGUUUACUGGCCUGUUAACACCAUUAUUCCUGGCAGAUGAAGCUAUUCUGGCCUUGGCAGAAGACACCAAAUCAAGGAUGGCGAUCACUACAAUUUUCACUGUGGCCAACAGAUAUGGUGAUUACAUACGCAUGGGGUGGAAAAUAAUUUUUGAGUGUGUGCUAAUCCUUCACCAACUUGACCUUCUACCAGCUGGACUUGCUAGUGAUACAGCUGAUGAUUUAGAGCCAUCUUCUGACUUGCAGCGGGUCAAAUCUGCACCAAGUUCUUUGUCAUCGCUCCGCCCAUCAUCUGGAAUCAUACCUCGGAAAUCAUCGGGUUUCAUGGGCCGUUUCACCCAGCUGUUAUCUUUUGAUAUAGAGGAGCCCAAGUCUUUGCCAACCGAGGAGCAGCUUAGAGCUCAUCGUCUCACUCGUGAAGCAAUACAAAGUUGUCACAUUGAUAUGAUAUUUGUAGAGAGCAAAUUUCUCCAAGCAGAGUCUUUGCUCCAUCUCGUGCAGUCAAUUAUCCUGGUAGCCAGUCGUCUCUCUAGGGAAGCCAGCUUCUCCAUGGAAGAUGAAGUGGGUCCUGUGUUCUGUUUGGACCUUUUAAUUGCAAUUGCACUGAACAACAGAGACAGAAUCAUGCUUAUCUGGCAAGUUGUAUAUGAACAUAUUGCAGCUAUUGUUCAGUCAACCAUAAUGCCAUGUACCCUUGUAGAGAAAGCUGUGUUUGGGCUGCUAAGGAUAUGCCAGCGGCUGUUACCCUACAAGGAAAACCUGACUGAUGAGCUGCUGAAGUCUCUGCAGUUGAUAUUAAAACUUGAUGCUCGAGUUGCCGAUACUUAUUGUGAGAACAUAACAAACGAGGUUAAGCGCAUGGUGAAGUCGAGUGCAAUCCAUAUCAGAUCCCAUCUUGGCUGGCGUACAAUCAUUUCCCUUCUAUCUAUUACCGCUAGACACCCUGAAGCAUCCGAAGCAGGAUUUGAGACGCUAUCCUUUAUAAUGUCGGAUGGUUCACACCUUUUGCCAUGUAACUAUAUUCUCUGUGUUGAUGCAGCAAGACAAUUUGCCGAGUCCCGGCUGGGUGAUGGUGCUCACAGGUCAAUCUCUGCCCUAGAUAUGAUGAUGGGAUCUGUUGUCUCUCUGCAAAGAUGGUCUUCUGAAGCCAAGAAUGCAGCAGUAGGGGAGGAAGCCGCUGUGAAGUUAAGAGAGGAUAUUGGUGAGAUGUGGCUGAGAAUGGUGCAAGCAAUCAGGAAACUGUGUUUGGACCAAAGGGACGAAGUGAGGAACCGCGCCAUUCUAAUGUUGCAAGGGACAGUGGCAGGGGUAGACGGAAUUAACCAAUUCCCUAUUGCCAAGUUGUUCCAGUUCUUUGAUCUAGUGAUCUUCACAUUGCUCGAUGAGUUACUGGAAAUAGCAUUGGAGAGCUCUCCUAAGGACUAUAAGGAAAUGGAGGUAACACUUGUGCUGGCCAUGAAGGCCAUGACAAAAGCAUUUCUACAGCAGUUGCAAGAUCUGUCGCAGCAGCCUUCCUUUUGUAGAUUGUGGUUGGGUGUUCUAAAUCGGAUGGAGAGAUAUUUGAAGGCAAAGUUCAGAGGAAAGCGAAGUGAGAAGAUUCAUGAAUUAGUACCAGAGCUUCUUAAGAACAUCUUGUUGGUGAUGAAGACGACUGGUGUUCUCUUGCCUAAUAGUGAUGAUAUUGCUGGGGAUAGCUUUUGGCAGCUGACAUGGUUGCAUGUAAAGAAUGUGUGCCCUUCACUACAUUCAGAAUUAUAUCCUGAUGACGAAAUGGAAGCAAAUCAGAAAGUUUCCGAGGGGGUUCCAGCAGGAGAUCAUGCUGUCAUUGUUCAAUCAACUGCAUCCCUAACAUGAAGCCUAAACUCUUUUGGGAGUUCUGCUGCACAGGUUCAAACAGUCACUGCAAUGUAGUAAUUUGUUGAUUUCAAAACCUUUGAAGUAAUGUUCCUGAAUCCUGAGGUUCCCCUUGAUUGCUAGAUGUUCAUACCUGUGAAGAAAUAUAAAAUGCCUGAAAUUCAUUCAUGAUAGUUUUUUUUUUUUUUUCUCUUCUUUCUUAUAGAGGGUCUCAACCUGUCUAGUACCUUCAAUUUUCCGGAUUCCUUUUUCUCUCCUAACUUAGUAUACUUGGCUCCUGUUUCUGUACUCUUUACUUUCUAGGAGCUUAAUUUUUUCCUUAGAUCAUUAUAAAAACACAAGAGGCUGUGAAGCUAGUCUUCUGUUUGUUGUCCGCUCAUACUUUACAUUCUGAGGUUUAUACCAGAUGCUUCGUUAUUAUUUACGGGGUGAAGUAUACCAGCUAGAGGGUUCUCUGUUCAUGAUUUGCAAGCUAAUAAUGUGUACAUAAAUGAUAAAACUAGAUGAAAGAAAUGCAGGGAAUUGUGCAUGGUUUCCGUUUUUCCUUGUUCAUGGUGUAAAUGAAUUUUGCAUCUGAUUGUGUAAGGUUUGCAGUUUCGUGGCCCCGGAUUAGUUUGUCCGAGAAAAGAAAUCUGAGUCUGGAGUAGCAGUUUGUGUGAAGAAAUAAUACUCUUGGGCGGGAUGCUUGCUUGUCGAAGGAAUCAGAGGUUUGUUUGUUCCUCCGUUGUUUAAGCAGGAAUUAGAGGUUUGUGUGUUUCUCCUCUUCUGUUGAGACUUUAAGCAGACGAUCUGAUACUGGAAAUACUAAUUAGAGUAACACAAUGGCAUGCUAAUUGUAUAGUUAUUCUGGUGUUGCUGUCAUAGAUAGGGUGUAGCAUUUAGGGAUGUUGGGACUAGGAUGGAAGAGGGGUUGUAUCGGCGAAGGUACUAGCUAGGUUAUGAAGUUGACCGGGGCUGGGAGGUUAGCAGUGUUGCUUUGCAUCAUACUUGGUUUGGUCAGCUAUUCAGUUUAUUUGGUGAAGAAGCCACAGAAAGCAGUCAAUCGGUCUUUUCCUCUGCUGCCCGUAGGUGUCCUCUAUACUAUUUGGCUGUAAGAAGUUUUUUUGGAGGGGCUGGAUAUUUGAAAAGUGUAAGCAGCUGGGGUGCUCAAAUGCUGUUUUACCAAGAGACAGUAGGUGCCUACUUUUAUGUAUUUCGAUUCUCUCCACUCAUCAAGACCAACAAAAGAGAGCCACCCCAAAGCCCAUAUCGUCGACAAAUCGGGUUCCGUAGGGGCCGGAAAAUGUUCUGUGAGACAUCAAACAUUUGUUUUGAAGAUUGUGAUGGUACGCAACGGAGGGUUGGGAUCGUGUAAUGAUAAAUAUCAUUGUUAUAA
Linum trigynum is the source of this 6780-nucleotide messenger RNA. NCBI's taxonomy places the organism in Eukaryota, Viridiplantae, Streptophyta, Magnoliopsida, Malpighiales, Linaceae. The record is from the annotation of a GenBank genome assembly.